UUGUUUACAUGUGACGUCACUUCCUGGUUGACGCUACUAGGAGGAAGAUCUCAAGAAAGCAACAGAAAGGACUGAAGAAGACAUGGCUGAACUGUCACUGUACCUCACAAACGUUAACGUGUCUCUGGGACAAACUAUGGACACAGAAAAGGGUUCUACGGUGGUGAAGGAGUUUGAAAAUGUGGAACUUGGAGAUCUUGGCAAAAAGAAGCCAAAGAUUCCUCGCAGAACAAUCUACUUUGCGUCUGGUGAAACCAUGGAAGAGUACAGUACAGAUGAAGAGGAGGAAGAAGAACCAGAGAAAGCAAAAACUUUAAGUACAGUGGAUACGUCAAAGUUGACCUGGGGUCCAUAUGUCUGGUUCCAUAUGUGGAGAGUGGCUACCUCAACCAUCUCAGUUUGUGACUAUCUUGGAGAAAAAAUGGCCUCACUGCUGGGAAUCACGACGCCAAAAUAUCAGUAUGCAAUUGAUGAGUACUACAGGAUGAAGAAGGAGGAGGAGGAAGAAGAGGAGGAGAACCGUCUCUCUGAGGAGGCAGAACGUCGUUUUGAGGAGCAGCACAAUCAGGAGGGCCAGCAGCCAAAGAUCGAGCAACCAGAAGGAACUGCCUCUUUUGUGAACGUGACCUUUGAACUGGAGCAGGAAUCACAUGCUACAUCUGAUGCUAAUAAAGUGCCUGCCCCCAUUCCCUCCUAAAAUACUGUUUAGUAGAUUGAGCAUAUUAGAUGGUUUUUACCAUAUUAACCUUAUAAGGUGUGCUAGGUUUCUUUUUUGGAGGAGAAGUUUACAUGAAGUUAAACAUGAAGGUAGCGUUGUUUAUGCAUAGCUGACAAUGGUUCUGCUUUUAAUGCAGAAUUAUUUGAAUAAUCAUUUUACAAGCCACACAUAAAACUAUGGAAGCUUAUUUCUGGCAUGGAAUUAAAAUAUAUAAUAAAUAAUACUUGCGAAUUUACCUCAAAUUCUGAAUUUUACAUCUUGCAGUUCUGUUUUUUUUUUUUUUAGACACCUAAACUGAAUUUAAAGAAAAAGAAAACCUCACAACUGCAAUAUAUAAACUCGCAAUUCUGAGAAAAAAGCCAGAAUUUUUAAUAUAAAAAGUCACAAUUAGCAACCAAUCAGAGGGCAGUUUAGCGAGACCUAAAUCUCUGCAUCAGAAAAUUGUGUAGACAUGGGACUUGGCUCUUUUGACUCGUGUUAGUAAGCAGGACUUCCAACAUGCUAUACAUGCCAGCAGUGAAUAGCUACAUGCUAAUAGUGAUUAGCCAUGUAUUAAAACAUUAUAAAAAUUCUAGCUAAUUGUUAAAAAAAAUAUAUAAAAAGACUAGUAACUGCCCAGUGGCGAGUUUUGCCACGGUAAGCACCACUCACAGUUUUUUCAAAAAAUUUACAUAUUUUUAAUUCUGUGGUGGAAAUAAUGUUCCAUAGUCACUACAACAAUUCAUUAUACAUUUUAAUAAGUAUAAACACCUCAAAAGCCUAAUCUAAACACUAUAACAACUGCAUGGACUACCAGUCUUUUACAAUGCUGUAAAAUGUGAGUGCUUAUAUUAGACAUUUCUAUGUUACUGGUGAUGCUAGGAGUUGUCGAAAGUAGAGUAAACUGUCAGAUGGGAAUAUUCCCUCUUUCUUAUGUCAGUGCUUUCAGAGCUGACAACAUUCAAGAAGUUAUUUUUGUAACCAAAUAUUCUUUUUAUGUGAACACAUUAUUUUUGGUGUGCAUGUAAAUGUGUGCUUUACCCAUGAGAUUUGAGUUCAAUUUGUCCACCCCUCUGACACACACAGAAAAAAAAGCAUUUCAUUUUGAAGAGUGUGUAAUUUAUUUGUUAUAAUAAUUUUGUAUUAUGUAGGUGAAAACACACCUACCUUUCUAUAAUGUAGGUGAAAAAAUACAGUUUGUUUUGUACAUAUUACUUAAUAAACAAUUCAAUAUACAAA
Molecule: messenger RNA, 1936 nt
Organism: Onychostoma macrolepis
Lineage: Eukaryota; Metazoa; Chordata; Actinopteri; Cypriniformes; Cyprinidae
Gene: fam177a1a
Product: family with sequence similarity 177 member A1
Exons: 5
Coding region: 83-697 (204 amino acids)
Source: RefSeq, a predicted model, not a curated record